AUGCCUUCGCAGGAGGAACAGGAACUGCUGGCGCGCAUUAGCCAGCUUGCUGGCAAGAUCAACAUCCACAAGGCUCAACAGGCCGGCAUUCAAUCAGUACCCAGCAGUCAAGCAUCGUACAGCCGACACAACACCCAUCGACAUGGCGGCUAUCCUCACAAGCAUCGUGUUCAGCCAUACCCCUCUACCCGAGGCCCCUCGGGCUUCCGUCACAAAUCUCUUGUGAUGAAUAAUAGUGGAACGUCAACCCCGCCAUCCGACUCGCCAACCCCCGAGGCCUCGAGCUCGACCAGUUCCUCGGGUACUUGGAUUUCGAAGAACACCCCCGGACAGCGGUCGCUUAUCAACUCGGCCGUUUACGACAAGAACCAUGAGGCCACCGCCAAGGCCAUCGAGGCAACUAGGCAACAAAAGAUGCUUCAGCAGGACGCGCGCGAGAAGUCUCAGCUCGCUGGCCAUUUCCAACGAUACGGCGGACGGGCCAGUGCACCAAGCACUCCUACUAACAGCACAGCCGUAGGCCAGCACGAGGUCGAGAUCCAGGGAAUCCGAUACCGCGUCGCCCACAACGGAAGCAAACUCAUCAAAGUCUCCGGAGACUUGCACCCCGUCAACGCGACACCCAAGGUCGCAUAUGUCGGAGGUGUGAAAUUUCAUCGAAGCAAAACCGGCAACUUGUACCGCGCAGGUGUGCUCAGAGCGCAACGCCAACAUGGCGUCAAGAAGGUCGACGUGCCUUGUAGCAUGUUUUCGCUGACUGGUUCAUGCGCGAAGGGCCCAGGUUGCCGAUACAUCCACGAUGCGUCGAGGGUUGCCGUUUGCCGGGAGUUGCUUCACAAGGGGACCUGCGCUCACGAGGAGUCUUGUGAUCUUUCCCAUGACUUGACGCCCCAGCGCAUCCCGACUUGUGUCCACUUCAUCAAGGGCAACUGUGCGAACCCCAACUGCCAUUAUGCUCACUCUAGUGUAUCCCCAGGUGCUCUGGUUUGCCAUUCCUUCGGGAAGUACGGCUACUGCGACAAGGGAGACAGCUGCGAGGAGCGACACGUCUUCGAAUGCCCCGACUUCAGCAACACGGGCAAGUGCAAGACCAAGGGCUGUAAGCUUCUUCAUCGCGAGAGGGCAAGCGUCCUUCGAAAGCGCCCGGACGGCGACGAGAUGGAAGACUUGUCGAGCGACGACGAGUCAGUCGACAGCGACGAUGUGGACUCGGACGAAGUGGAGGAGUUCAUCACCGACUCUGUUGGUGAUGAUACUGACUUCAAGGUUCAAAAGGACUACAUCGCUUUCUAA
This is a messenger RNA of Colletotrichum karsti, 1293 nucleotides long. RefSeq lists its product as uncharacterized. NCBI's taxonomy places the organism in Eukaryota, Fungi, Ascomycota, Sordariomycetes, Glomerellales, Glomerellaceae. Bases 1 to 1293 code for a protein of 430 amino acids. Gene Ontology annotation, cellular component: nucleus. The record is from RefSeq and is a predicted model, not a curated record. Gene Ontology annotation, molecular function: metal ion binding. The transcript has 6 exons.